Molecule: messenger RNA, 1052 nt
Organism: Didymella exigua CBS 183.55
Lineage: Eukaryota; Fungi; Ascomycota; Dothideomycetes; Pleosporales; Didymellaceae
Exons: 1
Coding region: 272-823 (183 amino acids)
Biological process (GO): post-translational protein targeting to endoplasmic reticulum membrane
Cellular component (GO): TRC complex
Source: RefSeq, a predicted model, not a curated record
UACGGUGGUAGAAACGCGUUGAUGGAAAGGAGAGCUGCAAAGUCAAAGAAUGAUGCAAGGUGGUGCCGGCAGAUCGGGCCUUUUUCCAAAGACACGUCCCAAUUCGGUAAUCGCAACAGUCAAACCUGUGGGUCCCGCGAUCGCGCACGCUCUACAAACUGCGGAGCACACGUGCAUCACCGCCGCGAUAGUAUAAAGAGACCUGACGCCCUGUCCGCAGCUAUUUCCAAAAAGAAAACAAAACCACAGUCCUGCAAAUUCAACUCCAACAAUGGCAACAACAGCCACCUCCACGCCCGCAUUCAAGCCCCUCGGCGAAGCACCGCGCGGCAUCGACGACAUCGCAGCGCAGGAACGCGCAUCCACCCUCCCGUACUGGAACGCCACCGUCGCCUUCCAGCUCGGAUGUGCGCUGCGCACGCGCCUGCUGGCCUUUGACGCACCGGCCGUCGUGCACAUCUCCACCCUCAGCACGCCGCCGCACGUGCUGUUCCACUGCGUCACGCACGCGGGCACGGCGCUGGACAACGAUUUCUGGGUCGCCCGCAAGCGGAACACGGUUAUCCGGUGGCAGGCUAGCACGUGGCGGCUGCACAACAAGUUUGGCGGCGAUGAGGACUUGUUCAGGGCAAAGUUUGGGCUGGGUGCGUCGGCGGGCGAGUAUGCGAUUCAUGGCGGUGGAGUGCCGGUUUUUGUUAGCGGCGUGGAGGGCCCGGUUGCGGUUGUUGUUGUUAGUGGGUUGAAGCAGUGGGAUGAUCAUCAGGUUGUUGUUGAAGGGCUGGCGGGGGUUUUGGCUGAGAUGGAGGGGGGCGUUGCUGCGUAGAGUGGGUUUGGAAAGUAAAGAGAGAUUCCAUGAGUCGCGAUUGCGAGACUGCGGACAUUGGUCGCUGGUAAAUGUCGCUCACUCGUCGGGUUACCACGUCGGCGCGAUUGGAUUUGUCUUGCAAAGCCCGUCGAGCGCUUCGACGACCGGAGCGACCGUGUCUGUAGGAGUCGGCCGUGAUCGUUGUGCGACUGUGCUGUUGCUUUGCGGAACCGUGCGUCAGCCACCU